AUGAUCCGCCAGGGACUGCUGCUGCUCCUGCUGGUCCUGGGUGGAGGGAGUACGGACUCAUCCAGAACGCCACACGGGGCGGCAGCUGACGAGAGCAAUGGGGUGUUUCAGAGAUGCAAGCGCUUGGAACCGGACUCUUCGAGGUGGAACGGAGGAAUGCAAGAUUGUUCCACUUGCUUCCCGGAAUACCACAUCUGGCAACCUUGCCAUCUCACGGCCAGGACAAAGGAAUUCGUCACCCUGCCCUGCACCUUCAACUACACCUGGGAGCCUCAAGAGUCGGCCCAGGUGUAUUGGCGCUUAGGAAACUUCUUUGGAGAGUUCAUCUUCAACCACACCCACAACCCCACCCACAGGUACACCCACCCGAACUACACAGGGCGUGUGUCUCUGGUCGGGGACCUGUCAAAGGGGCUCGAUGCGUCAAUCCAGAUCGCGAAUCUGCAGGAGUCGGACUCCAAUCUAUAUUUCUGCACCGUCUCCGUACAGACACUUCAUGAAGGUGUGAAGUAUUGGCGAAACAUCGAGGGGACAAACCUCACGGUCACAGGUCCUCCACUGCCGGACCCCCCCCCCAGCUUCAACUUCGGCCUUGUAGGUCUGGUGAUUAAGGGAACCCUCGUAGGUGCCCUCCCUCUGGGGCUGCUGGUGUUCCUUGUCUGGAGAAAAGCCUGUGCAAAGAGAACUGCUCCAUCUGUCACAAAGCCAUGAUUGUCGCUCCAAAGAAACCGACCCAUUUCUGCCGGCGUGUGUGAAUAAAUCUCUCAGAAAUCGAUGUCUUGGAUAAACACAAGGUGCCUACAAGGUCUUUUGA
Molecule: messenger RNA, 814 nt
Organism: Podarcis muralis (Common wall lizard)
Lineage: Eukaryota; Metazoa; Chordata; Lepidosauria; Squamata; Lacertidae
Source: RefSeq, a predicted model, not a curated record